AUGCCAAGCACCCUAUCUGGGGCUGUCGUUCUAACAACCCAAGAGGCUCUGUUCUCUACAAACUUUAUUAAUCUUAAGGGCUACUCAAUUCUCGCGCCUCCUGGACCAACAUAUUGGCCCACCUCUCCGCGGAAAAAACCAGACAUACUGGACAUAUUUGUAUCGAACACACCUCACAACUUAUUCUGCGUGGCUACCAAUCUCUUAGAACCCUGUUUAGAUCAUUCAGCAGUAAUCCUGACUAUCAGUGCCUGUCCUCCAGUCCGGCCUAUCCUACCAAAACUCUUUCUCCAUACUACUGAUAGGCAUAAAUUCCACGACUUGGUCGAUCAAAACAUAAAUCUCAAAAUUAGUCUCAAAUCUCCCCAAGAAAUUGAUGUAGCGAUAAAUAACCUAACAAAUGUAAUCCAAUCUGCAGCUUGGGCUUCCGGUCCUACCAAAACUCAUUAUUCAAAUGUUGCUUCGUCAGUCCCGGAAUAUAUUCGCAUCCUUAUAUCCAUUAAGCGUAGAGCAAGGGCCCAAUACCAACGCUCACGCCUUCCAUCCCACAAACGUAUUUAUAACAAUCUAUCUAACUCACUGAAAAAAAUACUCAUCAAGCAUAAAAAUCAAUCUUUUGAAAAUCAUCUCUCAAACUUGUCACCUAAGAAUGGCAAUCUCUGGUCAACUACCAAAAUUCUUCUAAAAUACAAACCUCCGCUCGUUCCCAUAAUAAAUCCUCAUGGUGGACUUGCAACUACCGAUACUGAAAAAGCUGAGCUGUUUAAAGAACAUCUAACUGAAACCUUCAUGCCUCACCCGGAUAUACAAAUACCUUCUCAUACUGACAUAGUAAAUCGCUCACUCGUUUCCCCCUUUCUACUUUUCCCGCAGUUAAGCAUUUCACUCCUGGUGAAGUCAAAUUUACAAUUCAAAAAUACAGUCUCAAAAAAUCUCCGGGGUUCGACCUGAUUACUGCAGAAGUGGCCAGAUCCCUCCCCAAAAGAGCCAUUGUACUUCUCACAGUUAUAUAUAAUGCGUGUCUAAGGUUAUCUUAUUUUCCUAUGCUUUGGAAAUUUUCUGUAACGAUUCUAGUUCCAAAACCUAACAAGCCUCCCGACGUCCCGACUUGUCCUCCUCCUACCGACCUAUAAGUCUCCUCCCCUUCUUCAGCAAAAUUCUCGAAAGAUUAAUUCUUAAAAGAAUUCUUCCAUGCAUCUCUUCCAAUUCCAUAUUACCUAAUACACAAUUUGGUUUUCGUACCGCUCAUUCCUCAAUACAUCAGCUGCACAGACUAGUCGAUGCUAUUUCCUUCUCCCUUGAAAAAAAAAGUUAUUGCUCCUGCGUUUUCUUAGACAUUUCCCAAGCAUUCGACAGGGUAUGGCAUGAAGGUCUGCUAUAUAAAAUUAAACCCAUAGUUCAUCCUUCCUUUUACUUACUAAUCAAAUCUUACCUCGCGGAUCGAUAUUUUCAGGUCAGAGUUGGCACAUCCCUUUCUGGUUUAGCAAAGAUUAGCGCAGGCGUUCCUCAGGGGGGCAUUCUUUCUCCUCUAUUAUAUAACAUCUACGUUGCCGAUCAACCCACCACUCCGAAUACAGCUGUAGUGGAGUUUGCCGAUGACAAGGCCAUUAUUUCUAUCCAUGAUAAUCCUCACACAGCUUCCCACAAUCUUCAACUCCACCUUGAACUCAUGGCUGAUUGGUAUAAAAAAUGGCGUAUCAAAGUUAAUCAAUCCAAAUCACUCCAUACAACAUUCACUCUUCGUCUUACUCCCUGUCCUAUGGUGUCUCUAGACGAUAUUCAAAUCCCUUCCUCUCAAACGGCCAAAUACUUAGGCUGA
Molecule: messenger RNA, 1819 nt
Organism: Cinara cedri
Lineage: Eukaryota; Metazoa; Arthropoda; Insecta; Hemiptera; Aphididae
Source: the annotation of a GenBank genome assembly